Messenger RNA from Cryptococcus wingfieldii CBS 7118, 1086 nucleotides. RefSeq names its product cytoplasmic protein. The transcript is spliced from 12 exons. Gene Ontology annotation, biological process: cytoplasmic translation. The record is from RefSeq and is a predicted model, not a curated record. NCBI's taxonomy places the organism in Eukaryota, Fungi, Basidiomycota, Tremellomycetes, Tremellales, Cryptococcaceae. Gene Ontology annotation, cellular component: cytoplasm. Gene Ontology annotation, molecular function: GTP binding; GTPase activity. Bases 1 to 1086 code for a protein of 361 amino acids.
AUGGGUAUCGUCGACAAGAUAGAAGACAUCGAGAAGGAGAUGGCUCGGACCCAGAAAAAUAAGGCUACCGAGUAUCAUCUGGGACUUUUGAAGGCAAAGCUCGCCAAAUACAGAGCUCAGCUCCUCGAACCGGAGAAGAAGUCUGCCAAAGGAGAAGGAUUCGACGUUCUGAAAUCAGGUGACGCUCGUGUGUGUAUGAUCGGAUUCCCCUCCGUUGGAAAGUCUACCUUGUUAUCCAAAGUCACAAAGACCGAAUCUGUCGUCGGCGCUUAUGAAUUUACGACCUUGACUGCUAUCCCAGGUGUGCUCGAGUAUGAAGGUGCCAGAAUACAGCUGCUUGAUUUGCCUGGUAUCGUGCAAGAUGCUGCCAAGGGUCGAGGUCGUGGUAGGCAGGUCGUGUCUGUGGCCAAGACGGCCGACAUCAUUCUUCUUAUGAUCGACGCGACAAAGUCUGCUGAGCAGAAGAAGCAGCUGGAAGUUGAAUUAGAAGCUGUGGGCAUUCGACUCAACACCAGUCCACCUGAUGUCGUUUUCAAGCAAAAGCAGGCUGGUGGUAUCUCUCUCAACUGCACCGUCAAGCUCACAAAAACGGACGAAAGAACCAUCCGCUCCAUUCUCCAGUCUUACAAAAUUCACAACUGCGACGUCAUGAUCCGCGAAGACAUUACCACUGAUGAAUUCAUUGACGUCCUCCUGGGCACACGAAAGUAUAUCCCCGCUCUUACAGUCAUCAACAAGAUCGACGGUGUCUCUAUGGAAACGCUGGACCAGAUGGCUAGGGAAGGAGAUGGGCGAACGGUGAUGAUCAGUUGCGAGAUCGAUCUGGGAUUGGACUGGUUAUUAGAGACCAUCUGGCAAGAACUGGGGCUUGUCAAAGUGUACACCAAAAGACGAGGGGAGAACCCCGACUUGGGCGAUCCCAUCUGCCUCCGACAAGGAGCCACUAUCGAAACAGUCUGUCACGGUAUCCAUCGUGGCUUGGCUUCACACUUCAAGUAUGCGUUGGUAUGGGGCAAGUCGAGCAAAUUCAAUCCUCAACCGCAAAAGGUCGGUUUGACCCAUCAUGUUCAGGACGAAGAUGUGUGA